Apis laboriosa (Himalayan honeybee) is the source of this 1179-nucleotide messenger RNA. RefSeq lists its product as uncharacterized. The transcript has 2 exons. The record is from RefSeq and is a predicted model, not a curated record. The coding region runs from base 114 to 1124 and encodes 336 amino acids. NCBI's taxonomy places the organism in Eukaryota, Metazoa, Arthropoda, Insecta, Hymenoptera, Apidae.
UAAAAAAUGAAAUUAUAAAAAUAUAAUAAUUAAUCAGCAAAUAAAAAUAUAUAAUAAUAAUAAAAAAUGAAAUUAUUUAAUUUUUUAUUGUAAAUUUUGUAUAAUUCUGAUGUAUGAACAAAAUGGUAGAAAAAUUUCGAUCAUUGAUCAAAAUAAUAAGCAAUGAAAUAAAUAAACAUCAAGUAUUUAACAAUGCAACAAUGAGAAUUAAUAAUGCUUCUGAAAAAGCACAAAAAAAGUUGAAUAAUAUACAAAGUAUUGUUACUACAAAGUAUGAUAUUCUAGCAAAGCAAAUUAAUCGUAAUAUUACAUUAAUUCAAAAUAUAAAUGGAACACAAUUUGAACCAAGUCCAUUACCAAAAAAAGUUGUCAAAUGGUGGCAAUGGUAUCAACAAUUAACAGGCUUAGAUAAAGUUGAAUUAGCCAAAGAACAAGUAAUUUUUGCACAAGAUAAAUUAUUCAAAUGUCAAGAUGAAAGAAGACAUUUAAAUCGUGAAGCAAUGACAAUAAAUGACAAAUUAAAGGAAGUAUAUUCAGAAUUAAUACAAAUUAAGAGAGAUGAUCCAAAAUAUGUUCAAUUAACAAUAAUAGAAAAUAAAAAUCUUCAAGAUCAAGCAAAAAUUAUAUCGCAACUUAAUUUAUUAGAAAAAGAAGAAAAAGAUUAUUUUACAUUAUUGGCUACUGCUAUUAAAGAAUAUCAUGAUAGUCAAACAAUGAAUGCUCAAAAGUAUAAAUAUUUAUCUAUUCUUGCAUCUGCCAUAUUAGCAAUUAUAUCAUUGAUAGGUUCAAUGAUAUACAAUAAUAAAAGAAUAGCAAAUAUUCAAAAUAUUAUAUAUGAAACACAGCAAAAAAAUGAAAAUUUGUUGAGAAGUAGCUUUCAUUCUUUAGAAAAAGAUAUAAAUACAACUUUUAAUAAAUUAAUAGAAAAUAAUAAUAGAAAUAUAAGUACAACUUUUCAUAAAAUAAUAGAAAGUAAUAAUAUAAUAAAAAAUAAUAAACAAAAUGUAACUAUGGUUAAUGAAAAAGAUAGAUUAGAUGAUAAUAAUACAAUAGAAUUGGCAAGAACUUAUAUUGUAUUUGGAUUAUUUAUUGGUAUAUGUAUAUUAAGCUCUUUAACUCGAUAAAAUCACUUUAUAAUUAAUAAUAUAAUUUUAUUUGAAAUAAUUUUUAAUAACAAGC